Molecule: messenger RNA, 549 nt
Organism: Triticum turgidum subsp. durum (durum wheat)
Lineage: Eukaryota; Viridiplantae; Streptophyta; Magnoliopsida; Poales; Poaceae
Source: the annotation of a GenBank genome assembly
AUGGGGUGCAGGAUCAGGGUGGUUUCAGGGGUCAAGAAGCCAUCGACCUCGCCGGAAAAUUGCUCUUCCCUCCUCCCGGAUGCCUCGGGCGCUGCUACGCCAGGCGCCGAAUCCCUCGGCCAUCGCUGCGCCAGGGGACGGAUCCGUGCUCUCUCCCCUGCUGCUGCCAAACUCCUCCCACCGGCCGUGACUACGUGCGCGGGCGUCAGGGAGGUUCAUACCACGGACAUGGCUCCCGUGCAGUGCGCCUCUGCUCUUCAAAGUUGUGGAGACGCGCAUGACAGCUCUGUCUCCCUUUUGCAGUGCACACAGCUCCUUUAUCCUCCCCCUCUCCCCUUCCCCGAUGUUCCACUAGCGACACCCGUCGAGAGAAGACGACCAUCAAAAACAAAGGAGUUGGCUGUGAUGCGGACGACGACGCAUCCCGGCACGGUUCUGCUUGGCACGCGAUGGGUUUGGGCACGUGGACGAGAUUUUGUUUACAAAAGCAGUUCAUCUCAAGUUGUGUUGCGGCUCAUUUUACUCGACCAUGCGGUUCGCUAUUCUUGA